Molecule: messenger RNA, 370 nt
Organism: Amorphotheca resinae ATCC 22711
Lineage: Eukaryota; Fungi; Ascomycota; Leotiomycetes; Helotiales; Amorphothecaceae
Exons: 1
Source: RefSeq, a predicted model, not a curated record
GAUGAUACUUGGGCCCCUAACUGAUCUCCAUAUGGCCUCUCACCCAUCAUCGACCUCCCUGAAACCCUUCAUCCCUCUUUGGCCGUCAUUCUCUCUACCAGGGCCUCUCGCCACGCAAACACAGCCCGCCAUGCAGACCUCUGCCCGGCUUCAUUCUCAAGGAAAUAUCCAGCAACAUGGGGAAGCAACCACCGGCAACACAUAGAGCAACACCAAAGACGAGAACAACAACCAACAAACUUGAAAAUAACACCGUCUAAAAGCCAUCGCCGCUACGAUCAAUUUCAUCUUGCUGGACAAAGAAUUGGAUGCCAUUCAGGCCUGCUGCUGAGCUACGAAGGCGCUGCAGGAACAUCCCCAUGACCCCCGC